Alternaria ethzedia is the source of this 570-nucleotide messenger RNA. It is a transcript of the gene CPD1, whose product is annotated as 2',3'-cyclic nucleotide 3'-phosphodiesterase. Gene Ontology annotation, molecular function: 2',3'-cyclic-nucleotide 3'-phosphodiesterase activity. Bases 1 to 570 code for a protein of 189 amino acids. The transcript is spliced from 2 exons. Gene Ontology annotation, biological process: cyclic nucleotide metabolic process. NCBI's taxonomy places the organism in Eukaryota, Fungi, Ascomycota, Dothideomycetes, Pleosporales, Pleosporaceae. The record is from RefSeq and is a predicted model, not a curated record.
AUGCCUGGCUCAUCUCUUUGGCUGCUUCCACCAGCGAACCAUACUUUGAGCACAGUCUUGCCCUGUCUCAUUGACAAAACAUCGAAGCAGUUCGGCUCGCCUCACCGCUUCAUUCCCCAUAUCACUCUGAGUUCAGAGAUAACAGCAUCUAAGCAUGAGCCAGAUCCUCAGGCCUGGCUCGACUCACUCGAUCUGCCGCCUAUCAAGGAUGUGAUUGUAAAGUUCGAACGUCUGGGCAGCGAAGACGUCUUCUUUCGGAAACUGUACAUCAAGUGCGAGAAGCUUGAUGGGAUCAAGCAACUAGCAAAGCAGUCCCGGAAGCAAGUCGAUGGGUUUGAAGAGGAAAGCAAGGCGAAAGCUUGGGCCGAGGACGAGUACAAUCCACAUCUGAGCUUGAUGUAUCACGACAUUCCUCAAAUCGACGACACAGGUCUGGCAUCAGUGGAUUUGCUUGGUGUUAAUCUUGACGGGACAGGAGACCUCGGAGGUUGGACUGGCGGCAGGGUGGUGAUAGUACCUACCGACAAGUCGAUUGAUCAGUGGCAGCCAAUAGGUGAAAGGGUGUUCUGA